GCUCGGGCAAGCCCCGCCCAGCUUCCUCAGGCUACUUAUUUUCUCUGAAGGCUUGCGCUACUUGAGACCUGCUCGGGACUGGGACCUCGGGGCGUCAUGGACUCGCAGCAGCUGCUCUUCUUCGUGAACGGCCGGAAGGUGAUAGAAAAAAAUGUCGAUCCUGAAAUGAUGCUAUUGCCGUACCUGAGGAAGAAGCUGCGCCUCACGGGCACUAAGUACGGCUGCGGAGGCGGGGGCUGCGGCGCCUGCACUGUGAUGGUCUCCCGGUACAACCCCAGCACCAAGGCCGUCAGGCAUCAUCCGGUGAAUGCCUGUCUGACCCCCAUCUGUUCUCUGUACGGCACAGCCGUCACUACAGUAGAAGGCAUAGGCAGCACCAGGACCAGACUCCAUCCCAUUCAGGAGAGGAUUGCCAAGUGUCACGGCACGCAGUGUGGCUUCUGCACCCCCGGGAUGGUGAUGUCCAUGUAUGCGCUGCUGAGGAACCAUCCAGAGCCCACCUUAGACCAGCUCACCGAUGCCCUCGGUGGAAACCUGUGCCGCUGCACCGGAUACAGACCCAUAAUUGAUGCGUGCAAGACUUUCUGUAAAGCUUCUGGCUGCUGCCAAGGUAAAGAAAAUGGGGUGUGCUGUUUGGAUGGAGGAAUAAAUGGAUUGGCGGAACUUCAGGACGGCGAUGAGACAAGCCCAGAACUGUUUUCAGAAGAGGAAUUUCUGCCACUGGACCCAACCCAAGAGCUGAUAUUUCCUCCAGAGCUAAUGCUAAUGGCUGAGAAGCAGCCACCGAAGACCAGAGUGUUCUGUGGUGACAGAAUGACAUGGAUUUCCCCAGUGACCCUGAAGGAACUCCUGGAAGCCAAGUUCAAGUAUCCCCAGGCCCCCAUUGUUAUGGGGAACACCUCUGUGGGGCCUGAAGUAAAGUUUAAAGGUGUCUUCCACCCCGUCAUCAUUUCUCCUGACAGAAUCGAAGAGCUGGGUGUCAUAAGCCAGGCCUGUGACGGGCUGACCCUGGGGGCUGGCCUCAGCCUGGAUCAGGUGAAGCAUGUUCUGGCUGAUGUGGUCCAGAAGCUUCCGGAAGAGAAGACACAGACGUACCGUGCUCUCCUGAAGCACUUGAGAACUCUGGCUGGCUCCCAGAUCAGGAACAUGGCUUCUUUAGGGGGCCACAUCGUGAGCAGACAUCUGGACUCAGAUCUGAAUCCCCUCCUGGCUGUGGGUAACUGUACCCUCAACUUACUAUCGAAAGAUGGAGAACGGCAGAUCCCUCUCAGUGAGCAGUUCCUUCGCAGGUGUCCUGACGCAGAUCUAAAGCCCCAGGAAGUCUUGGUCUCAGUGAGCAUCCCCUACUCCAGGAAGUGGGAGUUUGUGUCAGCCUUUCGACAGGCCCAGCGCCAGCAGAAUGCCCUGGCGAUUGUCAAUUCAGGAAUGAGAGUCCUUUUUAGAGAAGGGGGUGACCUCAUUAAAGAGUUAUCCAUUCUGUAUGGAGGCGUCGGUCCAACCACGGUCAGCGCUAUGAACUCCUGCCAAAGACUGAUCGGAAGGCCAUGGAAUGAAGAGAUGCUGGAUACAGCCUGCAGGCUGGUUUUGGAUGAAGUCACUCUUCCAGGCUCAGCUCCCGGUGGGAAGGUGGAGUUCAAGAGGGCCCUCAUCAUCAGCUUCCUCUUCAAGUUCUACCUGGAGGUGUCACAGAGUCUGAAGAGGAUGGACCCAGCUCACUAUCCUAGCCUGGCAGACAGGUAUGAGAGUGCUUUAGAAGAUCUUCAUUCAAAACAUCACUGGAGGACAUUAACCCACCAGAAUGUAGACCCAGUGCAGCUUCCUCAAGACCCAAUUGGGCGUCCCAUCAUGCACCUCUCUGGUAUUAAGCAUGCCACCGGUGAAGCCAUCUACUGUGAUGACAUGCCUGCAGUAGACCAGGAACUUUUCCUGACCUUUGUAACAAGUUCAAGAGCGCACGCUAGGAUUGUGUCCAUCGAUCUAUCAGAAGCUCUCAGCCUGCCAGGCGUGGUGGACGUCAUUACCGCGGAUCACCUCCAGGGAGUAAACACCUUUGCCACCGAGACAUUUCUGGCCACAGAUGAGGUACAUUGCAUCGGCCAUCUUGUCUGUGCAGUGAUUGCAGAGUCUGAGACACAGGCAAAACAAGCAGCGAAGCAGGUGAAGAUUGUCUACCAAGACUUGGAGCCACUCAUUCUAACUAUCGAGGAAGCUAUACAACACAAGUCCUUCCAUUCAGAACGGAAAUUGGAGUGUGGGAAUGUCGAUGAAGCAUUUCAGAAAGUUGAUCAAAUUCUUGAAGGGGAAAUAUACAUAGGAGGCCAGGAACAUUUUUAUAUGGAAACCCAAAGCAUGCUUGUUGUUCCCAAAGGAGAGGAUGGAGAAAUUGACAUCUACGUGUCCACACAGUUUCCAAAAUAUAUACAGGAUGUGAUUGCCUCGACCUUGAAGCUCUCAGCCAACAAGGUCAUGUGUCAUGUAAGGCGUGUUGGUGGGGCGUUUGGAGGGAAGGUAGGCAAGACCAGCAUCAUGGCCGCCAUCACUGCGUUCGCCGCUAGCAAACACGGCCGUGCAGUCCGCUGCAUUCUCGAAAGAGGAGAAGACAUGUUAAUAACCGGAGGCCGCCAUCCUUACCUCGGAAAGUAUAAAGCUGGGUUCAUGAAUGAUGGCAGGAUCUUGGCCCUGGAUGUGGAGCAUUAUUCCAAUGGAGGGAGCUCUGUGGAUGAGUCAUUAUUUGUGUUAGAGUUUGGGCUUCUGAAGAUGGAGAAUGCUUACAAGUUUCCCAACCUACGCUGCCGGGGCUGGGCCUGCAGAACCAACCUUCCAUCCAACACUGCUUUCCGUGGGUUUGGCUUUCCUCAGGCAGGACUGAUCACCGAAGCCUGUAUCACAGAAGUGGCAGUCCAAUGUGGCCUGUCCCCUGAGCAGGUUCGAGCUAUAAACAUGUACAAGAAAAUUGAUAUUACCCACUACAAGCAAGAGCUGAGUGCCAAGCCCCUGGCUGAGUGCUGGAGAGAAUGCAUGGCCAAGAGUUCCUACUCUUUGAGGAAAACGGCUGUAGAAAGAUUCAACGCAGAGAACUCCUGGAAGAAGAGGGGCCUGGCCAUGAUUCCCCUCAAGUUUCCUGUGGGUACUGUCACAUUAGCCAUGGGACAGGCAGCUGCCCUGGUUCACAUUUAUCUCGAUGGCUCUGCGCUGGUCACUCAUGGUGGGAUCGAGAUGGGGCAGGGUGUCCACACUAAAAUAAUUCAGGUGGUCAGCCGUGAAUUAAGGAUGCCGAUGUCCAGUGUCCACCUGCGUGAGACAAGCACAGAAACCGUCCCCAACACAAACUGCUCCGGAGGGUCUGUGGUGGCAGAUCUCAACGGGUUGGCAGUAAAGGAUGCUUGUCAGACUCUUCUAAAACGACUUGAACCCAUCAUCAGCAAGAAUCCUCGUGGGACGUGGAAGGAUUGGGCGCAGACUGCUUUUGACCAGAGCAUCAAUCUCUCGGCUGUUGGAUAUUUCAGGGGUUAUGAGGCAGACAUGAACUGGGAGAAAGGGGAAGGCCAUCCCUUCGAAUAUUUUGUGUAUGGAGCCGCCUGCUCAGAGGUUGAAAUAGACUGCCUGACCGGGGCCCAUAAGACUAUCAGAACAGACAUUGUGAUGGAUGUUGGCCAUAGCAUAAACCCAGCUCUUGACAUAGGUCAGGUUGAAGGUGCGUUUAUCCAAGGAAUGGGGCUUUACACGAUAGAGGAGCUGAGUUACUCUCCCCAGGGCAUGCUGUACAGCCGCGGCCCAAACCAAUACAAAAUCCCAGCCAUCUUCGACAUUCCCACAGAGCUGCACGUUUCUUUCUUGCCCCCAUCUGAACACUCAAACACCUUGUAUUCAUCGAAGGGUCUGGGAGAGUCCGGGUUGUUCCUGGGAUGUUCGGUGUUCUUUGCCAUCCAUGAUGCAGUGAGAGCAGCCCGCCAGGAGAGAGGCAUCUCUGGACCACUGAAGCUCAGAAGUCCACUGACUCCAGAGAGGAUCAGAAUGGCCUGUGAAGACAAGUUCACAAAAAUGAUUCCAAGAGAUGAACCUGGAUCGUAUGUUCCCUGGAACGUGCCUGUGUGAGUGUGCCUGUGGAGGACGCCUCAGCUCCUGCAGAACUCGCCUCCCCAUCUCUCUACUCUAAGAUGCUGAAUAUGAAAGCCAGAUUUCACUGCCCAGAAUCACACACAGCACUGCUUGACACGAGGCUGAUUUGAAAGUUUCUCUUCAGUAUACUCCAGACAUACCUGAGCAAUUAUAAAUCACUUUAAGUUGCACAGAUAUUAAAUUGUUUGCCCUGA
Messenger RNA from Psammomys obesus (fat sand rat), 4313 nucleotides. RefSeq names its product aldehyde oxidase 1. The coding region runs from base 97 to 4095 and encodes 1332 amino acids. Gene Ontology annotation, molecular function: iron ion binding; molybdopterin cofactor binding; NAD binding. Lineage: Eukaryota; Metazoa; Chordata; Mammalia; Rodentia; Muridae. The transcript has 35 exons. The record is from RefSeq and is a predicted model, not a curated record.